This is a messenger RNA of Prorocentrum cordatum, 1459 nucleotides long. Lineage: Eukaryota; Dinophyceae; Prorocentrales; Prorocentraceae. The record is from the annotation of a GenBank genome assembly.
AGCAUUCUUGCUCAAGUUUUUGCUCGAAUUUAACGCCACAAGCGCAGGUAAGGCAGUGCUUCUCUUGUUUCUCUGAUUAGCGUUCGCAAUGGGUUUCGAGAUCGCAAACCCCAUGCAGAUGCCAAUCUCCUUCACUGCAAUGUGUGCCAUGUUUCUCUUUCAUGGAGGAUUCAUCGAUGUCUUCCUCAUCAACGUGCUCCCCACGCUCAAACCGCCAAGCCCUAUGCGCGGGUGGGAUCAAGAAGCAAGCAAGGAAGAGGAAAACAAAACGCCGACGCAGCGCCGGUUCAUGGCCGAGAAUGCGGCUUACGCGCUUCUCCGCUUGGCGCCGAUUUUUUUCAUCAAAGACAUGGGCAUCUACUGCAUCUGCACAAUCUCGUACCUUCUCGAGGGCUUGUCUAUUUCGUGGGAAAUCAAUUGUUACAACGGCACGAAGGACGCCCUCCCACCAGCGACCCUCAUGUGCGUCUUUUCGACCUGGGUAUUGCUCACAGUCAAGUUCAAUGGUGGCUUCCUCCCAGACUUCGACGACUCUGUCUUCACGGUCAUGUGCGUCAGCGUCGGCCUGACCUGGUUGUGCUGGAUCGCGAGCCUCAUGGGGCUGUCCAAGAAGCCGGAUGGCUCGAAGCCCCUCGCGACUGCGGAGUGAGGGUGAGGCCAAGACAGCAUCUCGUCUCAGCGCUAGUGCGUGUGUCCGUUGGAUCAGGCCGCGAACGAGCUAUAGUUAUCUUCCAGUGGCCGCUGCCAACUUGGUGUGCGUGGGCAGAGGCGUGAAUCCUGGGCAAGGCGUUUUUUAUGGGAAUUUUAGGCCUCGCGCGGCGCGCAAUUGUCGUACUGCCGCUCCGCAAGACAUGGACUAGUGAUCGGGCGGUGAUGAUCCGACGUGCACCCUACGUAAAUCCGACUUCAAUCUGUCGCAAUUUUUGUCUCGAGUUGCCGCGCGAGGCCACCAUGUUUUUUCUCAUAAUGUUCUACUGAUGCGUGCUAGCGGGUUAGCCCUCGGCAAAGUCAACCAGGGCACGACAUUCCAAUUGUACAGUGGGUUCCGCAGUAUCUGCAUCUGCCGUUUUCCAGGGUCAGAGACUCAGGACUCAAUACAUUCCUUCGGCCUUUCCAAACGGACACGCCUGAGGCACGUGCCGUUCGCUGGUCCUUGAAUGCGAGGCGCCGCAGCGGCAGCUGCUGCGCGUGGUUCGGGCCGUUUCAUUGCUCGCACGCUUUGGGUGGCCGCUCCGCUCCUGGAUUCGGGUCUUCCAAACGAAAACGCUUCAGCACCGUGCGCUGGUCCUCGAAUGCGAGGCGCCGCAGCGGUAGCUGCUGCGCGUGGCGCGGGCCCACUCCUCGCCCGCCACGCUUUGGGGCGGCCACGUCGCGCUUUGGGUCGUUGCCCCGGCUGCACUUGGGCGGCAGCGCUGCACGCGCUUGGCACCGCUCUGCGGCGGGUGCGCCUUCCGCUCGG